This is a messenger RNA of Mauremys reevesii (Reeves's turtle), 2748 nucleotides long. RefSeq lists its product as uncharacterized. Gene Ontology annotation, molecular function: protein dimerization activity. The record is from RefSeq and is a predicted model, not a curated record. Bases 345 to 2300 code for a protein of 651 amino acids. The transcript has 2 exons. NCBI's taxonomy places the organism in Eukaryota, Metazoa, Chordata, Testudines, Geoemydidae.
CCUGCGAGCAGGAGCGAGGAAAACGCCUUUGUAUCGCAAACGUGUCUGCCUGGAUCUGUGUGCGGGGCCCGCGAGCGGCUGCCGGAGCGAGCCGGGGCCGGCCAGGUGUCCGGUGCAAAGGGGAUCGGUUCAGUGUCCGGUCAGCGCGGCUGACCGGACACCGCAAAUCCGGUCACCGCACUAAGUGCAAUUGGCCGGAAGAGCAGCAGCCGCUGGAGCAGCACCUGGAACUGGCUCCUGCGGGCAGUGCGCUACCACAAGCAGCGGGGAGCAACCGGCAUACACACUCGACACUCUUAUCUGGUGGCUAAACUGCGCCGCAGUCAGACUAGUGUGAGGGUGAAAUGGUGGAACCCGAAAAGAAAAAGGGUCGAAGGCUGUGCGCGUUUAAAGAUGAGUGGCUGCAACUCCCAGAGUAUCGGAACUGGCUCACAAAGGCAAGUGAAGACUCAGGAUAUUGUUCUAUUUGCCAUGUUCAAUUCACGGUUAAGUUUGAUUCUGUAAAAGCUAUUAAGCAUCAUGCGGAGACAAAAGGUCACAGAAUCAAAGUACAAGGACAGGUAUGGUCCAGCACUAGCAAUAAAGUCUCCAUAAAGACUGAUAAUGCUGAAGAACAACACAUAUGCACAGCUGAAUUGCUUUUAACGUAUCACGCCGUUAAACACCACCACAGCUACCGUUCUCAAGACUGCGGGAAUAAACUGUACCCCUCCAUUUUCCCUGACUCCAAGAUAGCUUCCAGAAUUCACUGCGGAGUGACAAAAGCAGCAGCUUUGAUUGAGAACGUUUUAGCACCCCAUUCAUUGAAACUGGCUGUGCAAGACAUUGGCUCAACACCUUUCGCAAUAGCGACAGAUGCGGCUAAUACAGGGAACACAACAUUAUUCCCAGUUGCUGUCCGCUACUUUAAUAAAGAUAAGGGAAUCUGCAUGUCUAUCAUAGACUUUUUCGAGGAUGCAGAGGAAACAUCAGAGGCAAUCGCAAAGAACUUAAGAAGUUGUCUUCAAAAUUCCAGUCUGAUACAGAAUAAAAUUGUGGCGUUUGGAGCAGUCAAUUUUGGAGAAAACAAGUCUGUUUUUCUGCACCUAAAACAAAUGUUGGAUUUACCAAACCUUGUGCCAGGGUAUUGCAGUGCUCACAUAGUGCACAAUACAGCAAAACAUGGCUUGGAAAUGCUCUCUUACGAUGUAGAAUACUUUGUCAUCAAGGUCUUCAGUGAAUUCUCAUCCAGCGCAAAGAAUAUCAGUGAACUUGAAGAAUUCUGUGACUUUGUGGAGACAGAAUAUUCAGAAAUCUUACACCAGCUACCUAAACGUUUUCUGACCAUGUUCACUGCCGUAGACAGGUUACUGAAGAAUUGGCCAGCACUCAAAUCUUACUUUGUGAAUAAAGGCAAGGAAGAUGUGAGCUGCACAAUAUGGGCCUUUCUUGCUGAGCAAGAGGACAGAGUUUCCAAUGAUGAAACUAUUACGCUUCCAGAACUGUACAUCUACUUUGUGCACAACAUUCUGAGCCAAUUUAAUAACACAAUAAAGGUUCUUGAGAGGGAUUACAUUCAGGUCACUGACCUGUAUGCCACAUUCAACAAGCUGAGAAGAGAGAUUCAGAAUCGACAAGAGAAAGGCUUCUAUGGGUACAAAGUGACACAAUUCUUGAAGAAGCUACCAAUUAAUAAGCAGAAUAAAUUUGUUGGCGAUGCCCAACAGGCUUACACACGCAUGCUGCAGUACCUGGAAAAGUGGUUUGAUUUCAGCGAAAACUCUUUCUAUAAGUUGUGUGCACCACUCAAUCUGGACGAACCUCUUCAGCUAGACAAACUGUGUGCGUUGUCUACAAACUUGAACAUUCAAGUGGACAUAGAUGAAUUAUUUACAGAAAUGUGCAUACUGAAUGAUGUGCUACCAAUCCUAAAGAGUUCAAUAAAUGAUGCUGAAUCGACACGGUGCCAGCAGCAGCAGGAGUGUCACCAUCAAAUCAAUGUCUCUGAGGUGUGGGUAGAACUCUUUAAGUGCUGCGAGGCCCCAAACUUGCUUAGAAUUGUGCAGCACGUGUUUGCUGUUCCACCCGGCAACGCAUUUGUGGAGCACAUUUUCAGCGUCAUGAAGAACUUGUGGGCUGAUGAAAGGAAUCGACUCCAUAUGGACAUGGUGAAAGCUGAACUAUUCGUACACUUCAACUAUAAAAUGACUUGUGCCGAGUUUGCUGGAUUUUUGCAGACAGGAGCAGCUAAGGAGCUUGUGGCAGCGGCAACAAAUGAUCAGAAGUUUCAAUUGCCACUCACACCGCCCUGUCUGGGCUAGACUACACGCUGCUAGAAUACGAUAGCAUUGUGGUAAUGUUUUGUUAUCCUAAAAAAAGUUAAACCAUUAAGUACACAAAAUAGAGUUGGAAUAUGAAUUAGUAGAGUAUAUCUGAGGUUGCUUUAACUUCAUUACUUGUGGGCCAGGCAGACACAGAGCUGGCCUACAACAAAGGUGACUAAGCCCCAUCACUGUCCUGUUCGUGCCUCAAGUGGAGAAAUAGAUGCACAGAGAAUUGAGGCCUAUAUGUUUGCAUUGUUCUACAUAAAUAUCGUUACCUGUACAAUGAAAGUUCCUUGUGGCUGCGCUAAGGAGUUUCUUGGCCUGUUCUUGUUACAUUUUUGUUUUACUUCUGAGGAAUAAAGAUGAUACAAAGUUUGUAUGAAAUGAUUACGCAGUAUCUGGUGACGUGUCAAAAAAUGUAAAACUUUGCACCUAACCGUAUAUU